UCCUGAUCAUCCGACCGACUACAAGCCAUCAUCUCACAUCAUGUCAGAAGCAGCCUCGCCGCCCUCGUCCUCGGCUCUCGCCAAUCGAAAUGUAGGAGGUGUCCGUCGCCGAGCCCAGGCCCCAAAGGAUGUCUCUGCCAACCGGCCAAACUCGACUAGGGCUGCUGGAGCCGGAGGAAGCAGUAAUACUAUGCUUAGGAUCUACACGGACGACAACAAGGGACUGAGCGUCGACCCGGUGGUGGUACUCGUGCUGGCCAUUUCCUUUGUCUUCUCAGUGGUGAUGCUGCAUAUCAUUGGCAAGUUGGCGAGGUGGUUCUACAAGUAGAUAUAGUGCGUUUGCAUGAGAGGAGCCCCUGCCUUGGGCUAAUGGGCGGGAAGCGCAGCUACCAGC
Messenger RNA from Microstroma glucosiphilum, 394 nucleotides. Its product is annotated as Pre protein translocase Sec Sec61-beta subunit. Bases 41 to 328 code for a protein of 95 amino acids. NCBI's taxonomy places the organism in Eukaryota, Fungi, Basidiomycota, Exobasidiomycetes, Microstromatales, Microstromataceae. The record is from RefSeq and is a predicted model, not a curated record. The transcript is spliced from 4 exons. Gene Ontology annotation, biological process: intracellular protein transport. Gene Ontology annotation, cellular component: Sec61 translocon complex.